This is a messenger RNA of Theileria annulata, 1761 nucleotides long. RefSeq names its product endonuclease, putative. The transcript has 15 exons. Gene Ontology annotation, molecular function: double-stranded DNA 3'-5' DNA exonuclease activity; DNA-(apurinic or apyrimidinic site) endonuclease activity; phosphoric diester hydrolase activity. The record is from RefSeq and is a predicted model, not a curated record. NCBI's taxonomy places the organism in Eukaryota, Apicomplexa, Aconoidasida, Piroplasmida, Theileriidae. Gene Ontology annotation, biological process: base-excision repair. Bases 1 to 1761 code for a protein of 586 amino acids. Gene Ontology annotation, cellular component: nucleus.
AUGAGUUCCGAAACCCUGGUGUAUGUAAACAAAUGCAUUGAUGCUGAAAGAUCAAAAAUAUCAAUAAAAAUCGAAGCUUUUGAUAUUGAGCCCAGACCAGUAACUGUUGAAAAAGAUUUACAAACUAAUGACUCAGAGCUCUUGGGAAGAAUUCACACUGAAAUUCAGGUCAAAAAUGAACCAGAAACCAGAGAGCAAGAAGUCUCAGCUGUUCAACCUGAGCCAAUUAAACUUGAGCAAGAAAUCUUGGCAGUUGAACCUGAAAUAAUUAAGAUUGAACAAGAAGUCUCAGCCAUAGAACCAAAACCAGAAACUAAAGAGCAAGAUAUUCUAGCUGUAGAACCAAAGAUAAUUAAAAUAGAGAAAAAUAUUUCAGCCGUUCAACCUGAGCCAGAAACUAGAGAACAGGAAAUUUCAGCUGUAGAACCUAAAAUAGAAACUAGAGUGCAAGAAAUCUCAGCUGUUCAACCAGAGCCAAUUAAAGUUGAACAAGAAGUUUUAGCAGUUGAACCAAAAAUUUUAAGGGUUGAAACGGAAGUUUCGGCCGUUGAACCAAAAAUUUUCAGGGUGCAAAGAGGAAUUUCUGUAAGAGAACCUAAGAUAUUUAGAGUGGAACAACAAACUAUGGCAAGAGAAGAGAUUAUAAGAAUAGACAAAGAAACAGAAAUAGAGGAUCUUGUAGAAUCAGAAGUUGAAGAUAAUCCAUUGCUCAAAGAAAACUCAGAAGAUGAAGCUUAUUCUGAUUACGAACUUUCUUCUCUGUCCUCAGCUGAGUUUGAAAUAAACAGAGAAGGAUUUUCGUCAUUAAGCGAAAAGGAUCCAAAGACAAUACUAACAUGGAAUGUGUCUGGACUAGCUCUUUCAAAGUCUAAAAAGACAAUUUGGGAAUCAUUCUUACAAAUAUUAAAACAACAUGAUCCUGAUAUUGUCGUGUUACAAGAUGUCAAAUUAUGUUCAUCGGAAAUAUUAGGAAAACAGCCAAAAUUGUCGGCAAGAACAUAUGGUGGACAUGUUUCGCCUUCAUACGCCCAGGAGGUCCAAGACGCAGAUUUGGUAAAUGAGCUUAAAAGGACCACAUUCAAGAAGUAUUAUUUAGUACAUUCCCUGUCGGCAUGGAGAAUUGCAGGCCAAUUGGUAUUCGUAAAGAAAGAAUUUGAAUGUCUUAAGAUGAGGUACAACCUAAACAUUAAAGCUAACGCUAAAUAUCACCAUCCGGAGGGAAGAUGUAUCAUAUUACAGUUCAACAGUUUUUAUCUAAUUUCACUAUUGUCACCGGUUCAAGGCUGGAUUAAUAGGUCAGUAAGAAUCAGAAGCAGAUGGGACAGAGAAUUAGCAACCUUUCUGAACAACUCUAAAAGUGAAAAAGCCACUAUCAUAACUGGAUGUCUUAACUGUGCACCUCAAGAUAUCGAUUUAUCUGAUCCCGAGAGGUUGAAACAGGAAAAAUCAAUAGUUUUACACAAACAGGAAGAAUUGGGUUUCCCUGGUUCAAGAGACGUUGAUAGGGAAGGUUUCAAAUGGCUAUUGGACGCAGGUAACAUGGUCGACGUGUUUAGGGUUAAACAUCCCUACGAUGGAACAGAAAAGACUGAGAAAAACAUCAAUGAUAAAACAAGAUGUGCAGUUAGAACCAACUUAGUUUUGAUGUCCAAGAACUUUUUGAGGAAUGUCAAGUUUUGCGAAAUCAUUGGAAACGUAAAUGACCUGAACCCAUCUGGUUGGAGACACUUGCCUCAGUUACUAAGGCUGGAAAAGAAAUAA